This is a messenger RNA of Polychytrium aggregatum, 3092 nucleotides long. Its product is annotated as glycoside hydrolase superfamily. The transcript is spliced from 9 exons. Bases 375 to 3005 code for a protein of 876 amino acids. The record is from RefSeq and is a predicted model, not a curated record. NCBI's taxonomy places the organism in Eukaryota, Fungi, Chytridiomycota, Chytridiomycetes, Polychytriales.
AGGGUGGCUUCUGCUCUGACCCGCAGUGGCUGCAUCUGCAGCGACUCGCUGGCCCCCGUCAUGCCCACUCAUUCCAUGCAUCUCCCUCACUCAGGGAAAUGAUUUGACCCAUUUGACCGGGUGUGUGAUAUGAUCCGGCUACGUGCUUGUCCGAAUGAGUCGAUGUGUCCCAUUCUUCGACCCGCUGUGCGGCAGAACACCGCCAUUUCGUCCAGCUCCCCGAUUUGACCAACACCGGUAUGAUCGAUUCACAUUGCUCAUUUGCUGCCAUGGCAACGAGUCGUCCGCAAGACCCGGGUUGAGCUGCGAUCCAAAGACAUCAUCAUCUGCCCGUAACUGGUCCAGCACCGCCGGCCUCGUCGUAUCCGAGCCCAAUGUGGUUUUCGGCUCCUCCGCUUCCGUCCAGCAUCACCCUCCGUCCAGACGAAGCCCUGGUCGUCACCGUUUCCAUAAUCGACAAUGGCCACUCGUCAUUCGGUCUCUCGCAUCCAUCGCACAGUCCCCCAGCCGGCACUCUGGAUAUCCAGGCUUGGACCAAUGCCCUCUCGUCAAGCAAUGCGCUGGACCGACCCUGGGCUGCCGUUUCGCUUCCCCAAGUUGCUGCAUCCAACGACUGCCCGCUGCUCGGCAAGCUCCAGGACAGUCAGGCUGUUCGUCUGUUCUCUGGAUCUAUCCAGCCCUCCGAUCGGACCAUUACCCGAUAUGAGCUCACCCUCCGAGCCGUCUGGACGAUGCCCGACGGCUCCUCAGAAAUCCAGUGGCUGAGCCCCGGCAACAACUUGGUCGUCUCCCUCGCCGGCGAUGCCGAUCCGCCUGUCGAUGUGUCCGAAUACAUCGACUACGGUCUCUCUGGGCGCAUCGAGAAGCUGCCUCCCCGAGACCACACCAGCCUGAUUGCCUUCGUCCGCGACUGGCAGUCGAUCGUCGUCCUGGAUCCCGGAUACGAGGCCGUUUUCUGGGAGCGCCGCAAUACCCAGUGGAUCGAGCCCUCCUUCUCGGGUCCCUCGGGCUUUGUCGUCACUGGUCGACCGAUCUUUACAGCUUGUUGGCAACAUGCCCGAAGCGGUCGAUGGCUGGUCCUCAUUCCAAGCCUGCUCUCGAGCCCCAUCGUCGCUGGGGGCAGCAACGUCAUCGUCGCUGGGCAUCAGGAUCCCGAUCGUCCAGCGGAAGCACUUUUGGCAGUCGGGCUGGCCGGUGAGGGUCUGCCGCCUUUGCUGGUCGAGAGCUGGUCCGUCCUCCGGGGGUCGCCCGUUUCGAGGCAAACCUCAUCCUCCUGCUUCGGAGGGUCGCCGUUUGACUCCCUGGGAUUCUGUACAUGGAAUACAUUCGGUACCGACGUGUCGGCUGCAGCGAUUGUGGAGGAAGUCAAGAGCUUCCACACAAGCGAAAUCCCGGUCAGAGUAGUAUUGGUCGAUGAUGGGUGGCAAGAUACCACCGCAGACCGGAGACUUGUCUCGCUUGAGGCGAACUCAGCAAGAUUCCCACACGGACUCUGUUCGCUCGUCGAGGAGCUCCGAUUCAACGGAGUUGACUCUGUCGGCGUAUGGCAUGCCAUUGUCGGAUAUUGGGACGGCAUCGAGCCCGGCUCUGAGUUGGCGAGAAAGUACACCUGUCGCCGGGUUGCAACAAAGAGUGGAUCGCUCAAGUGGAUCAUCGACCCAACGUCACUCUCGGCCUUUUACUCGGAUUUUUAUGCCAGACUCAAGUCGUUGGGGAUAGCAUUCGUCAAGGUCGACUAUCAGAAUGUAUUCGAUGAACUCGAGGAUGGAUCGGAAUUGUGCCGGCUCUACCAAGAUGUCCUCAUUCAGGCAGCCCGAAAGUACCAGCUUUCUGUCAUCUGGUGCAUGUGCCACACCCCAGAGAUACUCCAUCACACCUUUCUGCCCGGGCACACCCUUGGAAUCGACAACACCCUUCGCAACUCCGAAGACUACUUCCCAGACGACUUUUCAUCGCAGCAAUGGCACAUCGUCACCAACAUCUUCAACUCUCUACUGUUCGACUCGAUCAUGCCCUCGGAGCACUCCACUCGUCUCGACUGGGACAUGUUUCGGACCGCCGACGCAUUCGGAUAUUCUGAGGUGCAAGCCCUUGCACGCUUCAUGAGCGCCGGCCCGAUAUUCAUGAGCGACAAGAGCCGAGUACACAACGCAGAUGUCCUCAAGUGCAUGCAUCGGAACGGGAAACUGGUGUCGCUCCGCCACUCUGGCCUGCCAAUGACUAGACUCUCCCUUGGCCUUGCCGGAAUAUCCAAUGGCCUUGUCACGAUCCAAACGCAGCGCCCAGACGGCCAACUCAUGUCCAUGCUUGCCGUAUUCAAUCUCGCAGACACCCCUCAGCUCGCAGGCAUCACCGUCGAUGACAUUUUCGAUGACACUGUCGAUGUCUCGGAUGCGUCUCCUUCACCGAAAGUAUUUGCUGCCCGUGGCUUUGACGACAAAAGGACCGUGUUGGUUUCGGCUCAGCGUCCACUCUCGGUGCUCGUUCCGCCUCGCCAGGCUGUCGUCAUCGCCAUCUCGCCUGUCAUCUCUCUACAGCAACGCCCUCUGGAUCUGGCGUCGCUGCGGGGUACAAGAUCGCCCAAUAGCCAGCUCGAUCCACUCUCUCUGCCACUCGGGGCGUUACUGUGCUUCGGCUUCGUCGAUCAGCUCGUUGGAAACGACCCAAUUCGUGGACUCUCUGUGAGAAUGCUCGAUGCGCCCGCAUCCGAAGCGACCGAGCUGCUGGUCGAGCUUGAGACCCGCGACAGCGGUACCCUGAUGCUGUGGUGUCAUGGAGCCGGCACUCGAAUCCACAGCGUGGCCGUUGGGCGAUCGCCUGACGCCGAAAUGGUCUCGCACAUGGAUCCAAAUCCGUUCUGGAAGUCCGAGAUCGAAGCACUCGCAUGGCCCGAGCACAUCACCGGAGUGUCCGUGUACAUCGACUUGGCCAAGGCUGGUCUUGAUAGCCAUCUUGGCAAUAGUGCCAAGGUCCACCUGCGCAUGAUAUACUCUGCAGCGUCCUGAGUGCUCUCCAAACUGUGCAUGGACUCGAGGCGAGUUGUCGCAGAGUCGCAGCAUUCACAAAUCAACACGGCUACCUGUGCUUGAGAU